This is a messenger RNA of Perca flavescens (yellow perch), 1074 nucleotides long. RefSeq names its product adenosine receptor A1. The record is from RefSeq and is a predicted model, not a curated record. Gene Ontology annotation, biological process: G protein-coupled adenosine receptor signaling pathway. Bases 1 to 951 code for a protein of 316 amino acids. Gene Ontology annotation, molecular function: G protein-coupled adenosine receptor activity. Lineage: Eukaryota; Metazoa; Chordata; Actinopteri; Perciformes; Percidae. Gene Ontology annotation, cellular component: synapse; dendrite; plasma membrane. The transcript is spliced from 2 exons.
AUGAUGUACAUCUCCAUUGAAACAGCUAUUGCCCUGGCCUCUGUGGUGGGGAAUGUGCUGGUGGUGCUGGCUGUGUGUGUGAACCGAGCUCUCCGCAACACCACCUUCUGCUUCAUUGUGUCUCUGGCCGUGGCUGAUAUCGCUGUGGGAGUUUUGGUCAUCCCUCUGGCUAUUAUCAUUAGUCUGGGAUUUAAUACUCAGUUUUACACCUGCCUCUUCCUGUCCUGCCUGCUGCUGAUCAUCACCCAGAGCUCCAUCCUUUCCCUCCUGGCCAUCGCUAUUGACAGAUAUCUGCGUGUCAAGAUUCCCACCAGGUACAACACCAUAGUGACCCAGAGGAGGGCAUACGUGGCAGUUUUUCUGUGUUGGAUCCUCUCCUUCCUCACUGGAUUGGUUCCAAUGAUUGGAUGGAAUAACCGCAAUGUUCAAGGAAACCUCAGCAGUUCCAGCGACAUUGUCUGUGAAUUCACCACUGUCAUGAGAAUGGACUACAUGGUGUACUUCAAUUUCUUCGGCGGGGUGGUGGUACCCCUGUCCGUAAUGAUCGCUCUGUAUGGGGAGAUCUUUAGGGUGAUCCGGCGACAGCUUAACCGGCGUGCUGAAGCCACGUGCGAUGGAGACAGGUACUAUCGGAAGGAGCUGAAGCUGGCCAAAUCACUGGCCUUGGUGGUGUUCCUCUUUGCUGUGUGUUGGCUGCCAAUACACAUCAUGAACUGCAUUAGCUUUUUCUGCCCAAAGUAUUCCAUACCUAAGUUUGCCAUGUAUGUAGGCAUUUUCAUGUCCCAUGUGAACUCAGCACUCAACCCAAUGGUUUAUGCAUACAGGAUAAAUGGGUUCCGUGUCACGCUGAUCCAAAUCACUAGCCGCUGCAUGUUGUGUAAACCCACAGAGCCCACCGCGUGCCCCACCACCACACCAGCCAUACCGGAUAAAGUGGAUGUAAAAAUGUAACAAAGAACUGCAGUACUCCCGUGCACAUGGUUUACAGUGAGAUAGUGCAUCGAUGGCACUCAUUGAAUUACAUGUAUGUGAUAUUUGGAAUAUUAACCGAUUAACGAACACAAAAGCAAAGCA